AUGCCCAUGCCCAUGUCCAUGCCCCUGCUCCUGCCCUCGCCAUUUUGCUUUUCUUUUUUAUGUUCUAAGAAUAUGAUUUCCUUGCAUCAAAAUAAACCAAUCAACUAAAAACAUGACAAUGCCUAUCGUAUUCCGAUCGUUGAAAAUCAUUUGCCGGCAAAACACCCACCGGAAAUUCAAAUUUGAAUUCCCAAUAAAACCCACAAAAACCCUUGUCUACUACACUCACAAUCUUCAAUUCCAGAAUACUCAAAAUCACUUUCAAAAUUCCAUAUUUCAAUCAAAAACUUCUCGCUCUAUUCACUCGCUUGAAAAUUCUCACUCUCUCGCUGAAAAACAGCAAGACGCUGAUAGUGAACUAGCAAUUAGAGUACAAAACACCCUCAAGAAAUAUAGAGACGGCCCAGUGAGGAAGAUUGAGCUCGCUCUUGACCUGUGCUGCUCCACAAUGACACAAGACUUAGUUUUAAAGGUACUAAAGAGGCACCGCUCUGAUUGGAAACCAGCUUAUAUAUUCUUUAAUUGGGUUUCUAAAGAAGGUACAAUUUCACUUAGCUCUUGUGUUUACAAUGAGAUUCUUGAUAUUCUUGGUAGAAUGAGAAGGUUUGAAGAAUUCAAACUGGUGCUCGACGAAAUGUCUAAAAGAGAGGGAUUUGUUGACGAGGACACCUAUAGGGUUUUGGUUAAUAGAUAUGCCGGUGCACAUAUGGUGGAAGAGGCAAUUGGGGCCUUUAAUAAGAGGAGAGAGUUUGGUCUAGAACUUGAUCUGGUUUCUUUCCAAAAGCUUUUGAUGUAUUUGUGUAGGUAUAAACAUGUAGAUGUAGCGGAAACUUUGCUGCAUAGCAAGGGGCAUGAGUUUGGUAUCGAUAUGAAGACCAUGAAUAUUGUUCUAAAUGGGUGGUGUGUGCUGGGAAAUGUUCGAGAGGCAAAGAGGUUUUGGAAAGAUAUAAUUGCCUCUAAAUGCAAGCCGGAUGUGUUUACUUAUGGAACUUUUAUAAAGGCGUUGACGAACAAGGGAAAAUUAGGGACGGCAAUGAAGUUGUAUGAGGCAAUGUGGGAGAUGCAAUGCAAGCCAGAUGUGGUGAUUUGUAAUUGUGUGAUUGAUGCACUAUGCUUCAAGAAGAGGGUUCCUGAAGCUUUGGCUGUUUUUGAGGGAAUGAAAGAGCGAGGUUGCCUUCCCAAUGUAGCGACCUACAACUCUCUUAUCAAGCAUAUGUGCAAGAUUGGGAGGAUGGAGAAGGUGUAUGAGCUUUUGGAUGAAAUGCAGGAGAAGAAAGGCAGUUGUAUGCCCGAUGAGAUAACUUUCAAUUACCUGCUAAAGUCAUUGAAGAAACCUGAGGAAGUUGCUGGUGUUCUCGAGAAGAUGACGUUAAAUGGAUGCAAGAUGAAUAACGAUACUUAUAAUUUGUUAUUGAAAUUGCAUGCGGAUUGGGAUUCUGAGGAAAAAGUAAGAUAUACUUGGGAGGAGAUGGAGAAAAAUGGGCUGGGACAGGAUCGGCGAUCCUACACUAUUAUGAUACACUGGCUCUAUGAAAAGGGAAGGUUUGAGGAUGCGUUACGUUAUUUUGGUGAGAUGGAAAAUAAGGGAAUGGUGCCAGAGCCCAGGACUAAGAUAUUGUGCAAUUCCAUGAAUACGAGGAAACAGAAAGAAGCGGAAGAAGGGGGAAAAAGUGCAAGGAAUAAUGAUCAAUCGCCAAGGUCUUCCCAUGAAAGAAAUACGAAGAAAAAAGUCAAUUCGGUUCAAUUUUAAAGUGUUGUCAUGAGGCUGAAUUCUUGAGGACGGUGAGCUCUGCUUCUGUUUAAGGAUUCUGUAGUGCCAUAUGUUAAUUGUCUAUCUUGUUUUGCGUCAUGGAUAAUGAUGAAAUUAGAACUACAAUCACAAAAAGUUCUUGAAUUUUAGACUGCAAAAGCUCUUGAAUUUUGAA
Molecule: messenger RNA, 1925 nt
Organism: Populus euphratica (Euphrates poplar)
Lineage: Eukaryota; Viridiplantae; Streptophyta; Magnoliopsida; Malpighiales; Salicaceae
Product: Tetratricopeptide repeat (TPR)-like superfamily protein
Exons: 2
Coding region: 113-1750 (545 amino acids)
Biological process (GO): RNA processing; mitochondrion organization
Cellular component (GO): mitochondrion
Molecular function (GO): protein binding; mRNA binding
Source: RefSeq, a predicted model, not a curated record